This is a messenger RNA of Zingiber officinale, 2189 nucleotides long. Its product is annotated as kinesin-like protein KIN-7L. Gene Ontology annotation, molecular function: ATP binding; microtubule binding; microtubule motor activity. The transcript has 15 exons. The coding region runs from base 17 to 2038 and encodes 673 amino acids. The record is from RefSeq and is a predicted model, not a curated record. Gene Ontology annotation, biological process: microtubule-based movement. NCBI's taxonomy places the organism in Eukaryota, Viridiplantae, Streptophyta, Magnoliopsida, Zingiberales, Zingiberaceae.
CACAGCGACCAUUCGAAUGCCCCUUGGCAGCUUUCCAUCAGAAUCUGGAUCUCUCUCGAGUCUUGCCCAGCCCAUGGAGAAAAUCUCCGUCGCCGUCCGCUUCCGUCCCCCCGCAGCCGUCGAUCCGUCCCCAGAUCGGAUUUGGAAGGUCGACGAUAAUCGCAUCUCCCUUCACCGUCCCCUUGGAACCCCGAUCUCCGGCGUCAACUUUGCUUUCGACUAUGUCUUCGAUCCGAGCUAUAGCAACGCCAUGGUUUACGAUCUCCUCAUCAAAUCCAUCAUCCAAGCCGCCAUCGAUGGUUUCAACGGUACUGCUUUCGCUUAUGGGCAGACGAGCAGCGGGAAAACAUUCACCAUGAAUGGUUCGGAAGAGGAUCCUGGAAUCAUCACUCUCGGCGUCAAGGAUGUAUUCCGUAGAAUCGAAAUGACUACGGAUCGCGAGUUCUUGAUUAGGGUCUCGUAUAUGGAGAUUUACAAUGAAGAGAUCAAUGAUCUAUUGUCUUUUGGGAACCAGAAACUCCCUGUUCAUGAGAGCUUGGAGCGAGGGAUCUAUGUGUCGGGUCUACGAGAGGAGAUUGUGAACUGUUCUGAACAAGUGAUCGAACUACUCAAACUCGGAGAAGCAAAUAGACAUUUCGGCGAAACUAACAUGAACGCUCGGAGCAGCAGAUCACAUACUAUAUUUAGGAUGGUUAUUGAAAGCAGUGCGAGAGAUUCCAUGAAAUGUGGAGAUGUAUCGAAUGCAGAUGCUAUUCGUGUAUCUGUUCUGAAUUUAGUAGAUUUAGCUGGUUCAGAGAGGGUUGCUAAAACAGGCGCAGGAGGAGCUAGACUUAGGGAGGGGAAACACAUUAAUAAGAGCUUAAUGAUUCUGGGAAAUGUGAUCAACAAACUCAGCGAGAGUGGAAAACAGAGGGGGCACAUUCCAUAUCGUGAUAGUAAACUCACCCGCAUUCUUCAACCGGCACUUGGUGGUAACUCAAAAACUUCUAUAAUUUGUACAGUUGCACCAGAAGAGGUUCAUGUAGAAGAAAGUAGAGGGACCCUUCAAUUUGCAAGCAGAGCCAAACGAAUCACAAAUUGUGCCCAAGUGAAUGAGAUUCUAACAGAUGCUGCUCUACUGAAACGACAAAAACAAGAGAUCGAAGAAUUACGUGAAAAGCUACAGGGUUCUCAUUCAGAAGUAUUGGAACAAGUCAUCUUGAAGCAACGGAAUGAUAUGCACAAGUCUGAAUUAGAACGUGAAAGACUUGCAAUGGAACUUGAGAAAGAAAGAACAAAACGUGCAGCAUUAGAACUUUGCAUAAAGGAUCAGCAAAAGAAGUUAGAAGAUCUUGGCAGUCUCUCUACUUCAGACUACGCUUCAGUUUCGACUCAGCAGAAAAAAGGCUUUGCAACCAUGUUUGAUGAUACGAGUGUAUCAAAGGGUGAGGUACUCAGAACUCCCAAUUUUAAACCAGUAGGAGAUGAUUUUGUCGCGAAACGAUCAAGUAGCUUCAUGGAACUUGAUUCAAGCCCUAGCCUUGAAGCUUUCGGUAACACAGACGAUGAGGAUCUGUGGAUGCAGUUAAACAAAGGUUGCAUCACUGAUCUUGAUAUGCUUCAAGUGACACCAGAUAUGAAAUGCCGACCAUUGCCAUCAUUUCGUAUGCCUCAUGAACCGGCAUUGGAUGAAGAUGCAACAACUAAAAUAUGUCAUGCCUUGGCAACUGAAUGUGACUUCAAUAAACAACAACUAGAAGCACUAAGGGAAAAGUGUACCAUCAUGGAAAGUGAAUGCACCCUAUUAAAAGACAAAAAAUCUUCUCUAUUAGAAGCUCUCUCCUUGUCCAAACAAGAGAACAAGCUGAUCAAAGCUGAAAACGAAGAAUUAGUAAGCAAAUUGAAUGAAGAAAAGCAGAAGUUCAAGGAACUUAAAGAGGAUAUUCAGCGGUUUGGCAUGACAUUUGUGGGGAAGACAGAGUUACAAGUAGCCCUUCUCACCAAAUUAAAGGCCAUGUCGGAGAAAAUUAAAACUCUUAAAGUUCCAUGUGAUGUUUAAAGUUUGUGGCUUGCGGACGAAGUGUUCCCCUGUUCUUGUUAAGUGUUCUUCAUGCAUUCCCCACGUUAAUAUUGGUGCACGUCCUCCUUGUUUGGGACCAUCAUAUUGGAUUUCAUCUAUUCUAAAUUGAUGUGUAUUUUUUUUAGCUUCA